Molecule: messenger RNA, 3280 nt
Organism: Orcinus orca (killer whale)
Lineage: Eukaryota; Metazoa; Chordata; Mammalia; Artiodactyla; Delphinidae
Gene: GJC2
Product: gap junction protein gamma 2
Exons: 2
Coding region: 680-2266 (528 amino acids)
Biological process (GO): cell communication
Cellular component (GO): connexin complex
Source: RefSeq, a predicted model, not a curated record
CCAUCUGACAUCUGCUGCUCUGGGCUGCCGGCCCCCAGAGAGGGCUGCCCCUGAGCUGCUGCACGAUACUUGCCCAGGGCUCCCACCAGGUGGGUGCAGGGCCUCAUCCCCCACUGUCUCUUUGAGUUGCCAUUGAGGCCGGGGUCAGAAGGUCCUGGGGGCUCAUCCUGCAUGAACCACUCCUCCUGGUCCCUGAGCUGGGCUGAUGGUGGCAGAGGGACAGACAUUGCAUACCUGAGGAGGGACUGAGACUACAGAGGAUGGACCUCUGCAUCUGGGGGCCUUGUGCAUGGCCCACUGGGGCUCUGGCCGGCCGUAAUGUUCCUGGAGAGGCCUGCCCAGGGAAGACACCUGGGGGCCUCUGUUAGGGUUCCAGGCUCUGUGGAGUCUCAGAAGAUACCUCCAAAAGCUGCCCAUCUCAAGUUGGGGCAGCUGAGUUGUACUAGGCACAGGAGGCACUCGCCUGAGCCCUGGUCCAUGCCCAGGCCAUGCUCCUAUGGUGGAACCCAGACAGAUGGUGGAUGCAGACCUGGAGGAGGCAGGGAACCCAGACAAAUAGAAAGGCUGGGCUCCAUCCAAAAGUCCAGAUGAACAGCGGAGGGCAGGCGGGAGCUGGGCCUGGACACUGGACGAUGGGCAGAGGGGCGCUGGGCAGCCCCUAGGCCUGGGGGCAAGUGAAAUGGGACUGGGCUGCCUCCUGACCUACUGUACAGCCUGGGAGAGACUGGUUCCCUCUCUGGGACCCAUCCAGCCCCAGGGACAAUCAGGGAUUCAGACCCCGAGCCUCAGGGGGAACAAUGGAGCCCUUGAAGGCCCUCCCCCCACAUUGUGCUUGGUGGUGAGAGGUGGCCCUGGGUCGGGUCGGGCCCUGGACUUAGCCGGGUGCACACCCUCAGGAGGGCUGGUGUCCAGCCGGCCAGCAGGUGGAAGGGCUCAGAAGGACUUGUUUCCUGGCCUGGAAAAGGUCCCAUCCCCCGCCCCUAUGACCAACAUGAGCUGGAGCUUCCUGACGCGGCUGCUGGAAGAGAUCCACAACCACUCCACGUUCGUGGGCAAGGUAUGGCUCACGGUGCUCGUGGUCUUCCGCAUCGUGCUCACGGCGGUGGGCGGUGAGUCCAUCUACUCCGACGAGCAGACCAAGUUCACGUGCAACACGCGGCAGCCGGGCUGCGACAACGUCUGCUACGAUGCCUUUGCACCCUUGUCCCACGUGCGCUUCUGGGUUUUCCAGAUUGUGGUCAUCUCCACGCCCUCCGUAAUGUACCUGGGCUAUGCUGUGCACCGCCUGGCCCGCGCCUCACAGGACGAGCGCCGCCGCGCCUCACGCCGCCGCCAAGGCCGCCUCGCGCCCCGUGCACCCCUGCCCCCACCGCCCCACCCGGGCUGGCCCGAGCCAACAGACCUGGGCGAAGAGGAGCCCAUGCUGGGCCUGGGUGAAGAGGACGAGGAUCCGGGCGCGGCCGAGGGCCUGGGCGAAGGUGAUGAGGCUGAGGACGUGGGUGCCGCCAAGGGCGCAGGAGGGGACCCAAAGGCAACCGGGGUCCCAGGCCCGGCAGGUCAGCAUGACGGGCGGCGGCGCAUCCAGCGCGAGGGGCUAAUGCGCGUGUACGUUGCCCAGCUGGUGGCGCGGGCCGCCUUCGAGGUGGCCUUCCUGGUGGGCCAGUACCUGCUGUAUGGUUUCGAGGUGCGGCCCUUCUUCGCGUGCAGCCGCCAGCCCUGCCCGCACGUGGUCGACUGCUUCGUGUCGAGACCCACUGAGAAGACGGUCUUCCUGCUGGUCAUGUACGUGGUCAGCUGCCUCUGCCUGGUGCUCAACCUCUGUGAGAUGGCGCACCUGGGCCUGGGCAGCGCGCAAGAUGCUGUGCGCAGCCACCGCCCCCUGCCCCCCACCCCUGGCCCCAUGCCUCGCCAGCAGCCCUGUGGUCUCCCCGCCGCGCCUUCGGGCCUGGCCUGCCCGCCAGACUACAGCCUGGUGGUGCGCGCGGCUGAGCGCGCACGCACCCACGAUCAGGACCUGGCCAACCUGGCGCUGCAGGCGCUGCAGGACCGGCGGUCACUUGGGGAACUCGACAGCCCACCAGGCCCUGGCCUUCCAGCAACCGCCCGGGGGCCCCCGAGGGCCGGCGCCCCUGCCUCCGGGUCGGGCAGUGCCACGUCGGGGGGCACUGCCGGGGGCCAGGGCCGGCCAGGGGCCAAACCCAGGAUGGGCUCUGAGAAGGGCAGUGCGAGCAGCAGCAGGGAGGGUAAGACCACCGUGUGGAUCUGAGGCCUGCAUUGGCUGCUGUUCCUCCUCCCUCCGCACCAGGGCCGAGGUGGAGGGCUCUGGAGGAAGUCUAGGGUCUGGACACCGCCUAAGGGGCAGAGCACAACCUACCCUCCUCCUCCCCCUCAGGUGGCUGCUCUCCCCCUCGAGAGGGGGCGGAAGGCACCAGCCUGCUCUGCAUCACUGCCCCUCCCUGCCUGAGCCCCAUCUUCACCCAGGAUAGGGUGGGGAAGGUAGGCCUGGGAAUCACGAAUGGUCCCCAGCUCUGGUCCAUAAGCCCUGAUGGGUAGGUGGGACUGUGGCUGGGGCAUUUCCACCCUCCCAGAGCCACCCAGCUGGCCACCUCAGGACAAGGCUGCCCUCCAGGAGAGAGCUCCACCCGCUCCUGCCCCGCUUUUCCCGGCAGUAGCCCAUGUGCGACUGCCCAGGGAUGCUUGACCUGGGUCUUGGGGAGUACUGUGCUUGUCCACAGUACUCCCUGCCCAGCAAACGGGGCUCUUUUCCUAGCACCCACACUCUUCUAGCCCAGGUUCUGGUUCUUGCAGAGAUGGAAGCAACGCCAGGUCUUCCUUGUACAGAAGGGAAAACAGAGACCACAGUGGGCAGAGGCCCCUGCGCCCAGCCCUGGUCUGUACCACCUCCUGCCUCACCCCCACUAGGCCCCAAGCAUGAGCUGCCUCGAGUGCCAGGUGGACCUGCACCCUGCUUCCUGUUCCCUGCCCAGGCAGAUCUGGGGCUCAGGCCCUGCAUGGGCCCCAGGGUGGAUGGGGCCAUGCCCUCUCCAGCUCCUGUGCUGGCCUGGCGUGGCCCCUUCCUCUGGGACAUACUUCAAGUUCCGAAAAGACAUCGGUCCCCCUUACCACUCAGACCAACAGGAUGGUGGUGAGGGGCUAUGGCUUUGCCCAUGCUAGGGGAAGGCGCUCUGAGGCUCCCACCGCAGCCUCUUCCCUCCAGCCCCCUGUCCGAUUCAGACACAGCCUCCAAAGGGAGUGAAAUAAAACUAACUUUUGUUUACAA